AUGGAUGGGAAUAAAAGCCACAGCUCUGUGGCCACAUUCGUGCUGCUGGGACUCUCAGCCCGGAGGGAGCUGCAGCUCAGCCUCUUCCCUGGCUUCCUGGGGGUCUACCUUGUGACUCUGGCCUGGAACCUGGGCCUCAUCGUCCUCAUCAGGAUGGAUACCCACCUGCACACACCUAUGUACUUUUUUCUUAGCUUCCUGUCAUCCAUAGAUAUCUGCUAUUCUUCUUCCAUCAGCCCCAGGAUGCUUGCAGACUUCUUCAGAGAUGAAAAAACGAUCUCCCUCAUUGCGUGUGCCACUCAGUACUUUGUCCUGGCCUGGAUGGGGAUGUCCGAGUGCAGCCUCCUGGCUGCCAUGGCCUAUGACAGAUACGUGGCCAUCAGGAGGCCUCUGCAGUACUCAGCCAUCAUGGCGCCAGGCCUCUGUCAGAAGAUGGUUGCUGGGGUCUUUGGUACUGGUUUCCUUAGCAGCUUAGCGCAAACAGUGUCUUGCUUUCAUCUCUACUAUUGUGGGCCAAAUAUCAUUCAACAUUUCUUCUGUGACAUGCCUCAGAUUAUCACUUUGUCUUGCUCUGACCCUUACAUCAGCCAAUUGAUUGUCUUUCUGUCUGCUGUUUUUGUUGGGUUUGGUUCUUUUCUUGUUAUCCUCUUAUCCUAUUGCUUCACCGCGGCUGCCGUCCUCAAAAUAUCAUCAGUCAAACGUUCCUCCAAGGCCUUCAGCACCUGUGCCUCCCACCUGGCGGCUGUGACGCUGUUCUAUGGCACAGUGCUCUCGGUGUACAUGCACCGCAGCUCUGGCCACUCCAUGGAGCAGAACAAAGUGCUGUCCAUGGUCUAUGUCAUCUUCAUCCCCAUGCUCAACCCUCUGAUCUAUAGUCUGAGGAACCAGGAGAUUAAGGAGGCCCUCAAGAGGGUGGUAAAGACCGCCACACAUUGAUGUCAAAAGGGUCAUGUUCAGGCAGGUAUUAUUACUCUGAAAAGGAAGGCAGAUUUGAGAAUACUGAAGAGACCGUUUGUAGGUUGCAAGAAUAGCGAGGUAGAGAGAAGUGAGAAUCCGGCUUCUUUGUUCCCUGUGGUCAUUGUGUUCAGCUGCCUCUCUGCGAUGUGUCUGUGGCCACGUCUCUGA
This is a messenger RNA of Heterocephalus glaber (naked mole-rat), 1125 nucleotides long. Its product is annotated as olfactory receptor 5A1. Gene Ontology annotation, molecular function: olfactory receptor activity; G protein-coupled receptor activity. NCBI's taxonomy places the organism in Eukaryota, Metazoa, Chordata, Mammalia, Rodentia, Bathyergidae. Gene Ontology annotation, biological process: G protein-coupled receptor signaling pathway. The record is from RefSeq and is a predicted model, not a curated record. Gene Ontology annotation, cellular component: membrane.